GGGGGGGGGCGGCCUCCCGGGCCGUGCUGCCGCCGCCGCGGGAGACCUGGCGCCGCCGGAAACUUUCCCCGGCGCUGUGCGCCGGUUCCCUCUCCGUGCUGCUGGCCCUGGCGGUGCGGCUGGUGCGGGGGGAGCGCGGCCGGGAGCUGGCGGCGGAGGGCGGCGCGGGGCCGCGGGGUUGGGGCUGGCUGCCCCCCGGCGCCGUGCCCCUGGGCCUGGCCGGAGCCUUCUUCGGUGCGGGCCGGUACCUGCGGCGCGGCGGCGUGCGGCCGCGGGCGGCGGCGCUGCUGCUGGCCGCCUGCUGCGGGGGGGAAGCGGUGGCGCAGACGGCGCUGGCGGCGGGGGAGGAUCACUUGCUCUCCCUCGCCGCCACGGGGGUGGUGCUGAGCUGCCUGGCCGCCGUGACAUGGCUGGUGCUGAAGCUGAGGCAGGGCGUCCUCAUGCUCGCCGUGACUAGCGCGGCCAGGACCACGUCCCUCGUCGCCUUGGAGAGGGUCCCGGCGUCCUGGCGGCCCUACCUGGCCUACCUGCUGGGGCUGCUGGGCAUCCUCCUGGCCGGCUACGCUGACCGGCUCUGGCCCCUGCGGCGGGCCGCCCCGCUGGCGGAGCCUCCCGCCGCCCCCCCGGCCGCGGACGAAGCCCCGGUGCUCAGGCGGCGGCGGCGGUCCAGCUCCAUGAUCUCCCCCGAGAUGUCGGGCGGCGGCGGCUGCGGCAGCAAGACCCACCGGCGGACCUCGCUGCCCUGCAUCCCCCGGGAGCAGCUUGUGGGACAUACUGAAUGGGAUCACAAACGAGGACCCAGAGGCUCACAGUCUUCUGGUACCAGUAUCACAGUGGAUAUUGCUGUCAUGGGAGAAGCACACGGGCUCAUCACAGACCUUCUGGCAGAUCCUUCGCUGCCCCCCAACGUGUGUACUUCACUGAGAACAGUGAGCAACCUGCUUAAUACGCAGUUAACCUUCCAAGCCAUCCACAAGCCAAGGGUGAACCCUCUGGUGUCCUUCAGUGAGAACUACACCUGCUCCGACUCAGAGGAAUGUCCAGAGAAAGGAGAGAAACUAGCUAUUCCCAAGCGCUUACGGAGAAGUUUGCCUCCAGGACUGCUGAGACGAGUGUCCUCAACUUGGACCACAACAACAUCAGCCACAGGAUUACCUACACUGGAGCCAGCUCCAGUGAGAAGGGAUCGCAGUGCCAGCAUCAAACCUCAUGAAUCAUCUUCGUCCAGCACUGACUCCUGGAACAGCUCAAUUCUGAUGACAAUCACGAAGAGCAGGUCCUUCUCGACCUCCUAUGCCAUGUCUUCUACCAACCACCUGAAUGCCAAAAGGCAGAGCCGGCAAGGUAUCCCGCCAAAUAUUUCACCUCUCACCUCCCCAUGCCAUUCACCGAUUCAGGGGACACCUGCCACAAGUCCUACUGGAAAAACAUCUUCUGUGUCAUUUCCAGACUCUACAGAUAUUGACAGCAAGCAAGGCUUAAAGCCACACAAAGUCUUAACUUCUACUCAGAGUGCACCUGCUCUGUCAGACUCUAUUAUCAGCCCUUCUGUCAUCUGCAGCAGCUGUGGCAGACCCUAUAACCAAAUAGAAGCUGGUGAUGGGACACUAGAUAGAAACGAUGGUAACACACACACCCUGAACAGAGCAGAUGAUCCUGCGCAAGCCACUUCUGACUAUGAGACCAACAACAGCGAUAGCAGCGAUAUUGUACAAAAUGAUGAUGAAACAGAUUGCUCCAAAGAGCAGAAGAGGAAGGGAUCCGUCUGUAGGACGUACACGCCUGAGACCAUCAUUCUGCAUCCCUUGAUACCACCUGAGGACAAACCUGUACUGGCUCCUGAGCCUCUGGUUAUGGACAACUUGGAUCCCCUGAUGGAACAGCUAAAUAGUUGGAACUUCCCAAUCUUUGAUUUGGUGGAAAAAAUUGGAAAGAAAUGUGGUCGAAUUCUGAGUCAGGUAUCAUACAGGCUUUUUGAAGACAUGGGGCUGUUUGAAACCUUUAAAAUACCAGUGAGGGAAUUUAUGAACUACUUUCAUGCCUUGGAAUGUGGAUAUCGAGAGAUACCUUAUCACAACCGAAUUCAUGCAACUGAUGUUCUACAUGCUGUUUGGUACCUUACUACUCAGCCCAUCCCAGGACUCCCAACUGUGAUUAAUGAUCACGGGUCAGCAAGUGAUUCAGAUUCUGACAGUGGAAUCACUCACGGCCAUAUGGGUUAUGUGUUUUCGAAGACAUACACACCUACAGAUGACAGCUACGGAUGCCUAGCUGGCAACAUCCCCGCUCUUGAAUUGAUGGCUCUUUACGUAGCUGCAGCCAUGCAUGAUUAUGAUCAUCCAGGAAGGACCAAUGCCUUUUUGGUAGCAACGAGUGCUCCUCAGGCGGUGCUGUACAACGACCGCUCUGUCCUGGAGAACCAUCACGCUGCUGCUGCCUGGAACCUUUUCAUGUCAAGGCCAGAGUAUAAUUUCCUGGUCAACCUUGACCACGUGGAGUUCAAGCAUUUCCGCUUCCUCGUCAUUGAGGCAAUUUUGGCUACUGACCUGAAGAAACACUUUGAUUUUGUUGCCAAAUUCAAUGCCAAGGUGAAUGAUGAUGUUGGAAUUGACUGGACUAACGAGAACGACCGCUUGCUGGUUUGCCAAAUGUGCAUCAAACUGGCUGACAUAAAUGGGCCUGCAAAAUGCAAAGACUUGCAUCUGCAGUGGACAGAAGGCAUUGUCAAUGAGUUUUAUGAACAGGGUGACGAAGAGGCUAGCCUGGGCUUGCCAAUCAGUCCUUUCAUGGAUCGCUCUGCUCCUCAGCUGGCACACCUCCAGGAGUCUUUCAUCACUCACAUCGUGGGACCACUAUGUAACUCCUAUGACUCAGCGGGGCUGAUGCCAGGAAAAUGGAUAGAAGAUAGUGAUGAAUCAGGAGACACUGAUGAGCAGGAAGAGGAAGAAACAGCAGAAAUGGAAACUUGUGAAAAUUCUGAAUCCAGAAAGAAGAAGUUCAAGAGGAGGAAAAUCUACUGUCAGAUCACUCAGCACCUGCUUCAGAACCAUAAAAUGUGGAAGAAAGUAAUUGAGGAUGAGGAGAGGUUAGCUGGGACAGAGAAGCAAGGCACGGAGCAAUCCACGCUGCACCAAUCUUCAGAACAAAUCCAGGCCAUCAGGGAAGAGGAGGAGGAGAAAGGGAAGACCAAGAGGGAUGAAGAGGAAAACACAACUGUAGAACCAAACCAAUGACAAUAUUUACAGCAGUAUUCUAAGACGGAUUGACUAGUGCACAGACUCUUUCUCAAGCCAGCACAGCAUUUAGACACAACACUGUAGAAGUAUGGGAUAAUGCGCCUACAGAUGUUUAAUUUGUUUCUCUUUCCUUUUUAUGGUGAGGUACAUUGUUUAAACUCCUAUGCUCAAGGAAGCUUUCACACUGCAACACCGGCUUUUACAGACUUUCUUUAAAGAGAUUUGGGAGUGGGUGGAAUUAUAUAAAUAUAUAUAUAUAUAGCCAGGGUUAUUGGCUGCGCACUUCAGCAAAAUACAUUUAAUGAUAUAUUAUGGUCACUGUGAUAUUUACAAAAGUUAUCUAAGGAAAUGCUGCUUCUAAAGCACAUUUGCAGUUAACAGUAAGGUACCAGUUAAGUAGCUUUUGCUCUUAAUGCUGAGGGAUAAACGUUCCAAAGCUUUAUAUGAAUGCUGAUAUAUCCUGCCAACAUAUAUGUGUGCGUGAGGGGGUGUUUGCAAGUGUGAGUGGAUGUAAUAUAAUAUAGCAUAGUUUGAGUUCUUAUUACACUAGCUGUAGCACAUGUCCCAAUACACAGCCACAAUCAGGCCUGAACUCUAGAGAAUUUGUGCCCACAAGGGAACUGGAGACCAUUUUGAGGAGCUUUGCGUUCCCCAUAGCCCUCCAAGUCCCAGUUUGCGUUCCAGCUGCAGGCAGCAGCCUUUCAGCAGGGGCCAUGGUGGCCCAGGCUGCUGGCCUGGCUCCAUCCAGCUGUGCGGGCUCUUCCACCUCCUCCUCUUCCUCUUUCUCCUCCUCCUCUUCCUCCUCCUCUUUCUCCUCCUCCUCCUCCUCCUCCUCUUUCUCCUCCUCCUCCUCCUCCUCCUCUUCCUCCUCCUCCUCCUUCUCAGCACUCCCCAGACUGCCAGCGAAAGGGAUGUGCCAGGCAAUUUAUUUGCCAAAGGGGGUUUCUAGGGACUGUGUGGCACACUGGUCUGUUCCCUGGGAGAGGCCCUGGCCCUCUGUAUAAUUCUGAGUGCAUGAAUGGCUACGUGGGGCAGCGUGUGUGUUUGGGCAGGAGAGAGCAGAGAGCAAAUGUGUGCACGUACUCAGCAACUAGAGGCACGCUGUCAUCUUCCUACCCUAACCUUAUGCCUUCGUGCAUCAGUGGCCAAAUAUAUCAUUUAAGAACGAAGCUAAACUAUUUCUCUUGAGAUCAAAGGAAGGGGAGUGUGGGGGGCAUGGCCUUCCUCAGAAUAAAAGGCAAAUGAUGCAUUAGGAGCAGUGUGGGGGACAGGUGCCAGUCCUGCGUCGGCCAGACACUCAUAUGUCUCAGCCACCACUCACAUGAGCUUCAGAGAACUUGGGUUUUCUGUGUGAGGUGCUGGAUGGGAGCAGUUUGUUGCUGGCGUUCUGCUUAGAAGCAGUGUGUUGGAUCCCACCAAUAUACUUUUUUUUCUUCCUUUUUUUUUUUAAGAGAAAGGGAAAGAUCAGGCCUGUAAGAAGAGCGGAUCUUUUUUUUUUUUUUUGGUUCUGUUUAUUUGUUUUCUCUGUUGUUUAUGCUGUGAGCCAAAUGUCUAUUUAAAAGGUUGGAUAUUCACUUUCAAUAUUUUAUUUCACAAUAUUAUAUUUGUCAAUGAUUAGCUAUCUAGAUGUAAAUAUGGAAAAAAUUUUAUGGGUUCCUGUAGAUAAUGAAAUCUUUAAAAAAAAAAAAAAAGAAAAGAAAAAAAGAGGAAAGUUUUUUUGUAAAGGUAAUUUUUUAAAAAAUAAAUACAAAAACAUUUUUAUAUAGUGUAGCCAUUUCCAAACCCAACAAAUAAAGUCUUGAGUAAUUUGUAUAGACCCUUCUGGGAAGCCAGUGGUCUACAGGAUCAAGGCUUUAAAAUAUUAAUGCUCUUUGGGACUGGCAGCACCAACCAGUACCACACAAUUUACAGUUUUGUUCCUACAAAAAGAAUUACAUAUAUCAAGUUCAGUAUCUCUCAAAAAUAAUUUGACAAUGUAUGCUUUUUAUGUUUUGAUCCUGCAGCCCCUUGCCAAGAAGAGGAUUGCUUCUGUGCAUAAAAAUGCUUGUGAAAGGAAGAUUUUGUAGAAGUCCUUUCUAUAUUAAAUUUCUGACAUUGCAUCAUUCACUUUUUGCUAUUGUUACACAUUCACCAUAUUUCAUCAUCCUAUUGAUUCUUCCCCAAAAAUGUUGGAAAAUAUUGUCUAUCAAAGCCAAUCAGCAUGUGUGUUAUCACUUCAGAGUUUCUUUUUGCAUUGUAUUUGCAUUAGAGUGAGCUUUUGCUGAAAAACAGGAUUUUGGUUUCUUACAGGUUGCCCAUCCUACUCUUGCCAGUAGAGAAGGCAUUUGCCUUUCAACAGAGUGACUCUAGAGCAUGGCUCUGAAUGCUCUUAUCAUCAGAAAUAUUUAGUGUUUUUCAAUGAAAUCAGAAAAACGAAGAUCCAGAUUGCACUAUUACUUUAAAGUGAAAGGAUAUAGCAGAAUUAAUUAAAAAAAAAAAAAAUUGUCUCCAAGAUCUCAGCAAGUCUCCACCAAUUCCAGCUUGCACUGUUUUCACAACCCUUCAGGCACUUUGUUUAAUCAUUUUAUUUGGGGUUUUCUUGUACAAGUGGUAUGCAUAACUAACAGUAUGAGAAGAAUUUAAUAUGCCUCAUUCUGUCCUUUAAAAAUUAAACUUACAGAGAUGCUCUAAAAUGUCACAUCUCCAAGCACUUUUUUCUCCAUUUUUAGUGCAUAAUCACUGGGACUGGAUUUUUUAUCUUGAUUUUUAUAUUGUCUUUACUAGAAGAAAAGAAGAAGUUAUUGCAGAAAAUGUUAGUGGAUUCCCAGUUGCUAAAAUUACAAAGAGUCAUUCAAGAAUGAGGUGAAAUCCUGCAAGUGGAGUUCCACAUAUUCCUCUAAGCAGGCAUACACAGGGUUGACCUAAGAAAAAUUAUGCUAAAAAUGUACUGAAAUGGGAUUAUUAUAUUCUUCCUAGUCAUCAUUUUUGUUUGCCAUUAGAUAAAAUCAAGGUCAGCUUCUGAUUUGUUAAUAUUUCUUUCUGUAUCACCAAUGCAGCUGUCACAGUUCGUUACUACAUUGCUGCACAAGUCUGUGGGCACAGGUUGAUUAACUCAGGUCUUUUACACAGUGAAGGAAUUGCUGACAGGCUUAAAAUCAGAAUGACCAUUGAUUUUAUCCAAACUGGAAGGAAUACCAGUGAAGAUGCUAAAGUAGCUGGGAGUGGUUAAUUUGGCAAGAGGUUACUUAAUUUGCACUCCAAAUAGUUACUAAUAGAAUCCAAUUUCUGCAGGUGUCCACUCCUUAUGAAUCUGAUUUUCAGUAUUUGCAGUGCAUUUCUGGCAAGCAAUGAUCAGGAAAUUUCCCAAGUUGGCUUAAAUAUAACACAAAAGAAAAUACCAGAGAUUUUAUAACAAACGUGAAUUUUCGCUGUGGGGUUUUUUAGUAAAUAAUGAAGUAGAUAAUUUUUAGGGGUGUUUAUAAUAGUUUCUAGUCCAAAGGAGGCAAGACAUUUGAAUUUGAUGGUUUUCUGCUUUGUACAGUCCUUUGGUAUUUCAAACUCCAAAUAAACCACAGUGUGUGCCAUAUUUUUGGGAAAAAAAAGUAAAGAAAAAUAAUAGUAUUCAGUCAGCAGAGUGCUCAGAUUUCAGGUGGGAUGUUUACAGUGUUGAUAUGGGUUUCUGAUAUAUACAGUAUGCAAAUAGGUUUGUUGGAUACUAGAGAAAGCAAGCCCCAUUUAAACAGUGUUUUGCAGUAACAAAAUAAUUUACCUAUUUUAGUUUUCAGUUAUUUAGAAGCAGGAAAAGAAAGAUUGGACUAUUUUUUUCUGAUUGGAUAUCUUGUUUUCUCCAGUGUAAUGUCAUUUGGUGACUGAUCCUGUUCCAUUGUAGUCUAGAAGAAAUUUACUUUUCUCUUAAAUAGAGGGCUUUUUACAGUGCUUGCAGCUCCCAGUGCAACGAGAAAAGCACUCUGCCCGUCACGUAGCAAUCACAUAUAAACACUUUUGUCCCCAUAUUCCCAGUUUGCUUGAUAGUCAUAUGCUGUUUACCGUAGAAUAUGUCUUCUCUCAUUAUGUUUGUGUUGCAGAAGGAACAUGUGGAAGUAGAGAGUGUGAAAGCCCCAAACUGUUUACUUUAUUACCUUUUCUUUUAGGAGGAGUCUGAGAAUUUAGUUUCCAAUAACCCAAAAUGCCUGUGUCUAGAAGUGAUUAUUUCUACCAUGCUCAAAGGGCCACAGGUUACUAUGCAUGCUCUAGUUCUUGAGGGAACCUGGAGUUUCUUGAUUUGUUUUGGGCUGAUGUACAGAGCAUGUUGACUGUUGACACUCAUCUCUGAAAAUCAUCUGCCUCCUCCAGUAGGAAGGUGGUGUUUGAUGAGAUGUUGCAAGCCAUGCAUCAGAAGUAAGUUGCAAGAAUCUAAUAGGAAAAAGGGAUUCUACAGUGCUCUUGACAGCAUUUUGAACUCCCCUCCUCUGUGAGUGAAACCCUACAGAAAGCUGGGGCAGUGGCUGUGUGUCACCAACAUCUUUCGCCCAUGACCUUGUGCAGGGUACUGGCUGUCACAGCAAAUGAUGGUCACAUUCUGGCAGGAAAUGGUUCCCAGGACAGAUGUAAUUUGAGAAUGCAUUUGUUAACAAUGCAAGGAUAGUUUUUCAUCAGUUUUUAUUCUGAUGACAUGUGUAAACAUCUCUCUGCAUCAUCAUCAUUAAGUUAUAAUCGAAGAUUGCGGUUGCUCAGGACCUUUUGAGUCGAUGCAUUUGGGGCUUUUACCCUUAGUGUACUACUUUUAGAAGUUCUUAAGAUCCUGAUGGUCUGAAGCUGGAAGGAAGUUAAGUCUAUAAAGGUUCAGAUGGAUGCUUCUAAAAGUACCAUUUGGCAUCUAAGCAAAUUUUGUACCCAACUCCCUUUUUAUGCUUCCCAUGCUGGACAUUAAGUUCAUUUGCUUUCUUUAAAAAGUUCUCCUAAAUUUCUGUCUGUUUUUUAGAUACAAAACUUUUUCUGAAAUGCUGGCCCGUCUUUCUUCCUCCAUAAAUGCCCCAGAAAGUAAGAGUGCACUGUGAAGAAGCCAACAAUCUUGCCAAACUGAGCAUCCAUCGGCGGUACAGCCCAUGAGGAAUGCCCAGCCUGUGUCCCACUCUGGGCACGUUUGUACCCAGGGCCGUGCCCACUGUGAGAUGAGUAGGUGUGGGGUAGUGGUCAGUUUGGGUACUCGGUAGCCUGAGCCCCACCAGCUUUUAGUGGGUCCUGGGAUCUUGGAGAAUUUUGUCAGUUUUCAAAAUGCACCUUAGGCACUUAGGAAGAUUUUGCCAAAAGUAUAAUGCAGCAGAAAGUUUGUGGUUGGUCCCAGGUGUUAAUGAAGUGCUUGUGCAGUUUCAUUAAUUAUCUGACACAUCCUGCUUGGUCUGCGUGGUGUGAUCCUGUGCUGGUGAUGGUGAGGGCUUUGCUGCUGUUGAAGAUGGUUGCAUGUUUGAGUCCACCCUCUCACUGACUUUCCAUAGGGUCAACCAGAUGUGCCAGUCAGUGUGAGCCCAGCAAACCCAGCUGUGCCCAGGGCUGCAAUCCAGAGAAAGCGCAAGGUGCUUGACCAGCAAAUACCCCAAGGAGAUGCAUCAGUUGAUUCAGGUGUGAGAGAGGCAAUGGAGAUGUGCUGUGGUUCAUUCUAGAGCUGAGCCAUCUGAUAGACAUAGUCUUCAGUAGGUUAGGAGGGCAGCAGUGAUAGUCUGUGGCUUUUCUUUCUCUGAAAGAAGAGUCUUUUGGCUGUUGGAAACCCUGUAAUUCAUAAAAACAUUUAGUAUUUGCUGUUACUUUUACAAGUACUGUUGUGGCUGAGAUGUUCCAGCAUUACGUGUUUAAGGAAGAAAGGUUUCAAAUUAUGGAUAAGUAUGAGAAUUUCCUGAGCAUCCCAUGACCUCAUGGGCAGAAAAUUAGAUCAGGGCACGUGACCAGAGCAGAGAACCUGCCUCUCCCAGGUGUUCUGCAGGCACCGCAGCUGGGACACAGCCCCGGAGGGUUGCUUGCACUUUACUGUCUUGGGCCUGGACUUUGGCCUGAGAACUUGGGUAUUCCUCAGCUGGCAGCACAGCACUGGUGUAAUUAGUCCUCAAGUUGAUGGGGUUGUGGACAUACAGGGAGAAAGUCAAACUGGCAAUUCGUAGGAAAGAGAAAAGGAAACUCUAGUCCAGUAUGAAACAGACAUUAUGCAACACGCUUAAUUUUCCUUUUCUCUCAAAAUCAAAUGUAAUCCCACUGGAAUGAAGUAGCCAUGGAGUUUCUGGGGUUUUAAUUACUGUUUGAUGUUUCAGCAUUGGUCAAAAUGGUGGCAGAAUUAAAGAGAAGGUAAUCAUUUGCAUUAACUAAGCUGAGGGAAUCUUUUUUUUUUUUUUUUUAAUUCAUAUUUUUAGGUGAAUCAACAAAUAAAGAGUGUCCAGGCCUCCUGCAGAAAAUGCAUGUUAAGUGUUUUUGAACAAAUGGGUGAGUAAUUGAAAUUAAGUGGCAGCUGUCUUAAGGAAUCAUUGGAAGAGCUGACAAAAAAUACUGAUUACCAGAAGCAAACUUUGAAUUAGAGCAAAAUAGCACCGGUACUUCUGAGAGCAACUUAGUAUGAUAAAUCUUUCUUUGAAUUUCAUCACUUUCAUUUAGCAAAACAACAUUCCUCUGGAGGUAAAUCAAAGAAGGGUUUUAGCCCCUGCUGUGGUGGUUAUUGAAUCCCAGUGUUGGAGGGAGCAGUGCGAGAGUUAUCCUGCAUUUACAUCCUAAUUAUGAUUUAUUCAGAGGCCAUUAGUGGGAUUUUCCUGGCAGGCAGGUGUUCUCUUGAUGAAAAAUACAUCAUGCCUCCUCAGUAGAAUGCAGACAUCGCCUGCGUGGGCACCCGCCUGAAUCCUUAGGACGAUACAAGCUCCUCAGGAGCCUGCAGGCAGAAUAGUGUGGGUGUAAUUUCUGGAGAGUCCAUUUUCACAAUGACAAAAGGGGGCAAAAGCUCAAGCUAGUUAACAAUACUUCUUUGAUAAAACUGAAACAAUAAGCAUUGUGCAGUUUGAAAGCUUGACAAUGUCACUUGAUGUGUAUGCAAGUUUCCCCAACUGCUUGAAUAUGCUAAACUAUUCUUUCUGGAAGGUGAUGAGUUCGGGUAAAACCAACAGGCCUUGGCCAUGGUCUGUCAAGCUGAGGGAUAUAGUAAACCAUGAAGAAAUUUUGACUGAAGUAGUUUAAUUCUCCCUCAUUAAAGAAAACUUUGCUUGGUGCUAGAGGAGAAAAAAAAAAAAAAAAUUCAGUUGAGCUUUUCAGACAGCUAGUGCAUGCCAGUUGUUUCUUACUUCCAAAGUUGUGCUUGCAGUAUGUCUGAGGUGUGGAAAUGGAACAACAGAUGAGACUUGUUCUGCUGUGGGUGGCAUGUGGGAUCUGUGUGCACCAAGGAGCACCACUGAAAUCCGCAGGCGUGGAAAGUGGUGUAUCCCAGCAGUGGAUGAGAUGGGGAAGCCCAAAUAUUUCUGUUUCUGUCUGUGUGGAAGCAUAAAAGCAGAUGUAAAGGACUUUGCCUCAGCUGCGGACCAUGUAUCAUUUUAUGAUUGAAUUCUUUUGUCCUGAUUCAAAAACCAUUGAAAUCAGAUCAAACAAGCAAAACACAGUGUGUGCUGUGGUCCUGGUGAGACAGACGUGUGUUAAAUUGCUUUUCCUCAGGCUCGCUGAGGGAGCUGCACUUGCACCCUUGGCCUGCAAAUGGCGUGUGGUCCCGGGUGGCACAGCAGGGCACCGGGAAGUAACUGGUGGGAGGUAAAGAGCAAAUGCCGAAUUUCAGAGAGCUGUUGUCAAAGUAGCUGGAGAAAUACCUUAGGGUAAAAAAAAAAAAAGUCUGUAAUCUGAUCAGAGAGAAAACAGUUAGAGGUAUGCCAUGGGUGUACCUACUGCUUUAGGUAGAAGGCCCGUUGUCUGUUAAAGUUAUUUUUCCUUUCCAGAAUUCCUGCCUGAUUCUGACACAUGAUGACCAUCUGUAUUUGAAUGCAAAAUUUUCAUUCUUAGGUGUUUGUAAACCUUAAUACAGAACUGCAGCUGGUAUCCGAAAAGAUCAAAGACAGUGUUAAUAACUGCUAUGUGGUGUUGAUGAUAUUUUUAAUAUUUCAACCAUGUCAGCAUACAUUUGGUCAUUACUUUUCUGAAGUUAAGUCGUCUUUUCUUGAGUAAUCGAUAUAAGAUGUUUGCAUGAUGGAAAGUAAUUCAAGUUCACUUUUUAAAAAGAUGUGUUUCAUACUGUUGGUCAUGUUUGUUUAACAGAUUAACAUUUUCACUGAUGGGUGGCAGUUUUUUUUCUUUUUAGUGCUUUUGAUAGAAAAACAUAUAGGACAUUUUCCAACAGAAACACAUUUUGUAAUCUUUGCCUUCAGUUGUGGAAGUAGUACCUUUCAAAAAUGAUUGUUUUGGCCAUCUGGGUAACAAUAUGCAAGUAUGUAUAUCACAUACAAGAUAUGAUAUUUUUUAAAAAAAUCCCAUUUUGGUGAAAGUAGUCAAGAAAUUAAUCCAUCGAGGACAAAACCCUUUCUGAAUGAAAGUUUUGGGUGUGUUGAUAUAAUUGAAGCACUUGACACCCCCACCAAAUGAUUUUGGAGCCAAAUCAUACAAAUUUUUUAUUUUCAAAAUCACAGAAGGCCAACCAAAGUUUUUUUACUUCAGAAAACACUGAGGAAUUUGGUCACCUUAGAUCCUGUCCUUUGAGGUUUCACUCUGGCCUGGGACCUUGGGGCACUGCACCUCAGACAGAAUUAUUUUAUGAUGCUCAUUCAGACUCAGCUCUAGGAGCAAGUUUCUGCAAAUCACCUGUGUGCUUCAAAAUUAAUCCCUCCUUGUUUUUUUUUCACUUCAAAUGGUGAGAGAAAGCAGGGGGAUGUAAUUUUAUAUGGCUGUAUUUGAAAAGGGUUUCGUGUACCUUUAUAAUUCUUUUGAAGCAAUAUUUUAAAAAAUAACUGCCAGCCAAAGUGGCCAUGCAGAAAAGUGCCAUCUUGUUAGGAUUUGUACACACCAGUUUUUAACACAGUGUUCUUUUCACUAAGUACUACAUACGUUAAUUUAUAUUUAUAUAUUGUCGAUAUUGUUGUAACCAAGCUUCUCCUUUCUAAACACUUCAGGAACAAGGCCUUGUAUUUUUAGGUGAUUUUCAUAAACAGAAUAAUUCUUUUCCUUUCACUAGUAUCUUGCACUCAAUACAUGUAGCAAUACUUAAUAUAUUCUCUUCACAAGUAUUUGUUAAGUGAUUUAGUUAAUGGCUGAUAAAUGUUUUGUACAAAAUAGAUUCUGUACAGGAAAAAAAAAUCUUUUAGAUAAACAUUAUUUAUUUUUACUGUUUUGUAAGUUAGACACUAUAAUGAAGCUCCUUUUUGCCAGAAUUACUGGAAGUGCCUCUUGGUAAAAUGUAUUAUACAGUAAAUAUGUAUUCAAAAUUAUUAGAAAUACUUGUCACAAAUUGAACAAUGUGGAUGUUGCAAUGUGAAGACAAACGUACAACAUAAAUAUAAUUCUGUGGUAUCCUG
Tyto alba (common barn owl) is the source of this 12730-nucleotide messenger RNA. RefSeq names its product phosphodiesterase 3A (gene PDE3A). Bases 441 to 3233 code for a protein of 930 amino acids. Lineage: Eukaryota; Metazoa; Chordata; Aves; Strigiformes; Tytonidae. Gene Ontology annotation, biological process: oocyte maturation; positive regulation of oocyte development. Gene Ontology annotation, cellular component: cytosol. The transcript has 16 exons. Gene Ontology annotation, molecular function: 3',5'-cyclic-AMP phosphodiesterase activity. The record is from RefSeq and is a predicted model, not a curated record.